Messenger RNA from Callorhinus ursinus (northern fur seal), 2486 nucleotides. It is a transcript of the gene EXOC8, whose product is annotated as exocyst complex component 8. The record is from RefSeq and is a predicted model, not a curated record. Lineage: Eukaryota; Metazoa; Chordata; Mammalia; Carnivora; Otariidae. Gene Ontology annotation, cellular component: exocyst. Gene Ontology annotation, biological process: exocytosis; intracellular protein localization; Golgi to plasma membrane transport.
UCUUCCGUCCUGCUUCCUCAGCCCUGGAGCUCGGCGGGGCUUGGGUGGGUCUCGACCGCGGCGGCACCGGCGGCGGCGAUAGUGACAGUGACUGCGUGAGACUCGGACGGAAAUGGCGAUGGCGAUGUCGGACAGUGGGGCGACCCGCCUGCGGCGGCAUCUGGAGUCGGGGAGCUUUGAGGCGCGGAUGUACGUGAAGCAGCUCUCGCAGCAGUCAGACGGGGACCGGGACCUGCAGGAGCACCGGCAGCGCAUCCAGGCGCUGGCGGAGGAGACGGCGCAGAACCUGAAGCGCAACGUCUACCAGAACUACCGGCAGUUCAUAGAGACGGCCCGCGAGAUCUCCUACCUGGAGAGCGAGAUGUAUCAGCUCAGCCAUCUGCUGACCGAGCAGAAGAGCAGCCUGGAGAGCAUCCCGCUUACCCUGCUGCCGGCUGCCGCCGCCGCUGGCGCUGCUGCGGCCUCCGGAGGGGAGGAAGGGGGAGGUGGCGCGGGGGGCCGAGACCACCUGCGGGGCCAGGCUGGCUUUUUUCCCACUCCCGGGGGUGCCUCCCGCGACAGUUCGGGUCAGGGCGAGGAAGGGAAGCAGCGCACUCUCACCACCCUACUCGAGAAGGUGGAAGGCUGCAGGCACCUGCUGGAGACGCCGGGGCAGUACCUGGUGUACAACGGGGACCUGGUGGAAUACGAAGCUGACCACAUGGCCCAGCUGCAGCGGGUGCACGGCUUUCUCAUGAACGACUGUUUGCUGGUGGCCACCUGGCUGCCGCAGCGGCGGGGGAUGUAUCGCUACAACGCUCUCUAUCCCCUGGAUGGUUUGGCCGUGGUCAACGUCAAGGACAACCCGCCCAUGAAGGACAUGUUCAAGCUGCUGAUGUUUCCCGAGAGCCGUAUUUUUCAGGCGGAAAAUGCUAAAAUCAAACGAGAGUGGCUGGAAGUGCUGGAGGAAACCAAGAGGGCCCUCAGUGAAAAAAGACGAAGGGAGCAGGAGGAGGCCGCAGCCCCGCGAGGACCGCCCCAGGUGACUUCCAAGCCCAGUAACCCAUUUGAGGAGGAAGACGACGACGAACCAGCUGUUCCUGAGGUAGAAGAGGAGAAGGUGGAUCUCUCACUGGAAUGGAUCCAGGAGUUGCCUGAAGACCUGGAUGUCUGUAUUGCCCAGAGGGACUUUGAAGGAGCCGUUGAUCUGCUGGAUAAGUUGAACCAUUACCUGGAGGAUAAGCCCAGUCCACCUCCUGUGAAAGAACUAAGGGCCAAAGUGGAUGAGCGGGUCCGGCAGCUCACGGAGGUGCUCAUGUUUGAGCUCUCCCCAGAUCGUUCCCUGAGAGGUGGUCCCAAGGCUACUCGAAGGGCAGUUUCUCAACUAAUCCGGCUUGGCCAGUGCACAAAGGCUUGUGAGCUGUUUUUGAGAAACAGGGCAGCGGCUGUGCACACUGCAAUACGUCAGCUUCGCAUCGAAGGUGCCACCUUACUCUACAUUCAUAAGCUGUGCCAUGUCUUCUUUACCAGCCUUCUUGAGACUGCCCGGGAAUUUGAGACGGAUUUCGCAGGCACUGACAGUGGCUGCUACUCUGCCUUUGUGGUCUGGGCGAGGUCGGCCAUGGGCAUGUUCGUGGAUGCUUUUAGCAAGCAGGUGUUUGAUAGUAAGGAGAGCCUCUCUACCGCAGCUGAGUGCGUGAAAGUGGCCAAGGAGCAUUGUCAGCAACUGGGUGACAUUGGGCUCGACCUCACCUUCAUCAUCCAUGCCCUUCUGGUGAAAGACAUCCAAGGGGCCUUGCACAGUUACAAAGAAAUCAUCAUCGAGGCCACUAAGCAUCGCAACUCUGAGGAGAUGUGGAGGAGGAUGAACUUGAUGACCCCAGAGGCCCUGGGCAAGCUCAAAGAGGAGAUGAAGACUUGUGGGGUCCGAAACUUCGAGCAGUACACCGGGGAUGACUGCUGGGUGAACCUGAGUUACACCGUGGUUGCCUUCACCAAACAGACCAUGGGCUUCUUGGAAGAAGCCCUGAAGCUGUAUUUCCCAGAGCUGCACAUGGUACUUUUGGAGAGCCUGGUGGAAAUCAUCUUGGUUGCCGUGCAGCAUGUGGAUUACAGCCUUCGGUGUGAGCAGGAUCCGGAGAAAAAGGCUUUUAUCAGACAGAAUGCAUCCUUUCUCUAUGAGACCGUCCUCCCGGUGGUGGAGAAGAGGUUUGAAGAAGGUGUGGGGAAACCCGCCAAGCAACUCCAGGACCUGAGGAAUGCAUCCAGACUUAUUCGUGUGAACCCUGAAAGUACAACGUCAGUGGUCUGAUGCCCCUGGCGCUGUGUCUAUGACUACCUUGAAUGGGAAAUUUCAGAUAGACAAAAUGAAUUUGCUCUAAAAAGUGGAUUUUAUACCAUCUGCACAUCGCUAAAUGAAGAAAAUAUAACGGAGGCCAUAUGACCUAGGAACUAGGAACAUAAAUGACAAGGGUCUGUUUUUUAAUACCUAUAGAUCCUGAGGGAAC